This is a messenger RNA of Racocetra persica, 342 nucleotides long. Lineage: Eukaryota; Fungi; Glomeromycota; Glomeromycetes; Diversisporales; Gigasporaceae. The record is from the annotation of a GenBank genome assembly.
AUGAAUAUUAAUACUAUUCUUAUUCCUAAGAAAGAGAAAACUUUUUCUACAUUUGAUAAAGCUCGUGCCUUUGUAGAAAAUUAUGCUGCACAAAUCAACAUUAUUAUAAUUUUGAGAAAAACUAUUAAAAAUCCUGAUGAUAGUUAUAGGCAGACAUCUUUUGUUUGUAAAAAACAAGGAAGUUACAAUAGAACAAAUGAAAAAUUGCAAGAAUUACAUGAGAUUGAAUUACUACAUAGAACUUUGCAAAAUGAUGAAAAUAUUAUAGCAAAUAUGGCAACUAAACCUGCAUAUAAUGACAAGCAUGAUCAAGAUGAAUUAUUUGUUCAAGCAAUUUUCUGA